This is a messenger RNA of Rhincodon typus (whale shark), 4222 nucleotides long. It is a transcript of the gene ctso, whose product is annotated as cathepsin O. The coding region runs from base 209 to 1303 and encodes 364 amino acids. Gene Ontology annotation, cellular component: lysosome. The transcript is spliced from 9 exons. The record is from RefSeq and is a predicted model, not a curated record. Gene Ontology annotation, molecular function: cysteine-type endopeptidase activity. Lineage: Eukaryota; Metazoa; Chordata; Chondrichthyes; Orectolobiformes; Rhincodontidae.
AAGUCAGUCGGGGUGGAGAAACCGACUCGAAACGUUAGCUGUGCUUUUCCCUCCGCAUAUGCUGCCAGACCUGCUGAAUACCUAGAGCACUUCGUGGUUUUGUUCAUUUUAGAUCUCCAGCAUCCGCAGUUGUUUGUUUUAUUUUAGGUAGUAGCUGUGGCCUGCCGACUGUGGAACAUUUCAAGUUCCGCUCCCUUAAUGCACGACGAUGCGCUGGUUUCUGCUGCUCUUGUGUUUUCCCAGCAUCCGGUUUGCUUUGCCCGGACGUUGCAGUGUACAGCAACCGCUUCGUUUCCAGCUUCCGAGCAACAUGAUUCGAGGGGCAGCUGCUGCUGCUCAUUCAGAGAACCUCUUCCAGCAGUUUGUUUGGAAGUAUAAUCGCAGCUACGCGGCAGGAAGCCCCGAAUUCGUUCACAAAUACAAAGUAUUCCUGGAAAGCAUACAGAGACACUACUCUCUGAAUCUUAUUUCUUCAAUCUUGUUGAAUGAAAGUGGCUCCGCUAUUUAUGGAAUCAACCAGUUCUCCGAUAUGCCACCUCAUGUAUUUAGAGCAACAUAUUUGAGUUCAAGAUCAGUGCAACUUCCGAAAUAUACAUCAGUUCUUAAGGAUACCAAGACACGAGCAUUACCACCAAAAUUUGACUGGAGAGACAAGAAUGUUGUCACACCCGUGCGAAAUCAAAAAUCUUGCGGUGGAUGCUGGGCAUUCAGUGUUGUGGAGAGUAUUGAAUCUUCAUGUGCAAUCGAAGAGGGACACCUGGAGUUGCUCAGUGCACAAGAGGUUAUAGAUUGUUCUUUCAGGGAUGCAGGUUGCAAAGGUGGCUCGCCCAUCAGUGCCCUGAUGUGGCUAAAUCAGAGCAAAGCAAAACUGGUGAAAGAGUCAGAGUAUCCUUUCAAUGCACAAACUGGAAUAUGCCAUUACUUUUCAAGGUCUACAUUUGGCAUUGCUAUCACAGGUUUUAAAGCAUAUAGCUUCAGAUAUAAUGAAGAUAUUAUGAUGGAGAAACUGUUGGAAUGGGGUCCGUUGGUGGUGGUCGUGGAUGCAGUAAGUUGGCAGGACUAUCUUGGUGGCAUUAUUCAGCAUCACUGCUCUCAAGGCAAGUCAAACCAUGCAGUAGUGAUCACUGGUUAUGACACGACAGGUGAUAUUCCUUACUGGAUUGUACGGAAUUCAUGGGGAACCAAAUGGGGAAUUGAUGGCUAUGUAUACAUCAAAAUGGGAAGAAAUAUUUGUGAUUUACAACAACUACAGUAUUUUGCUUUUGACCUGUUAAUAAAUCACUUGAACAGGUCACUACUAUAGUUUUCAGUUGAGAGGAGCGAGAAGAACAAAGGCAUUGCUGAUUCAGUUGCUGUAGCAUUUGUAUGAGAAGAAAUAGAUGUUCCCUGGAUCUUGGUCUGCCUACAGGACAGCCUUUUACCGCGAACUGAAUUUAAGAUGAAGAUAGCCCAAUUCCUCCACAUCCCCCAUUGUGUAACCUAUGCCGGAACCCAACUGAUAUUCCUUCAUUUAAAUCAAUGGAAGAAAUUUUGGUGAAUCACCUCAUAGAAUCAUGCUUGGACCUACCUGAUUUCUUAAUAACUGCUGUGGACAAGUUAGCACAGACAAGAAUGUUUCAUCCUACAUCUUCUGGACCCUCUGCUGACAGUGUUGAACCUUAUACAGCUCAAGCUGGCAUAAAGAAAGUUGUCAAUGCUAUUCCACCAUUUUCUGAAAUGCACUGACACUGGCAAACUACCUCACCGCAGAGCAGUCUUAAAAUGUUUACACCAAAAUGCCUUAGUAUUAAGUUAGGUAUUAGCAUCUCUUGUCAGUAUUCAUGAUAUUUAUUAUCAGAGAAUCCUAAAGUUGCUUAAUUUGUUUUACACAGAAAUUUGGAGCUCUUUUGUGUUGCUGUUUACUAAUUCAUGUGAUUGCAUUACCAAAGUUUAUGAUAAUUUUUAAUAUUUUAAUGAAUAUUUUAUUGUAGCAAGGAAUAUAUGUAUAUUUACACUAAUGUAGUCUUUCUAAAUUUUAAAACUGUUUUCAGAUGACAAUAUUUCCAUGGAAGUUUCGAAUGAGCAGCUUGUGAGUACAAUUGUUGACCUUCCCAUUUUGUUGAAUGCAGUACAAAAGGGACAAAAUGACAACCUUGCCUGGCAACAUAGUUCAAUGCACUAAAAGUGAUGGUAAUUAACCAAAUGAUUGUUCCCAAUCUUCAUUCCUUACAAACUAUGAUACCACAAUACACUCAAUGUUUUUUGAGUUCAUUACCUUAUGCACGUACUUUUUAAUUUGUGUACACUGCUCAUAAAAUUGGUCAAAAUUAAAUUUAACUUUGAUCACCUGAAAGAUAGAAAACGUAUAGUUCUCUUUUUGAAGAUGUCCAAAUUGACUUCUGGGUCUAUUUUUAUGAUUAGUUUUGAUAAGGAUGCGAGUACUGCUGCUUAUUUAACUGUUUUUUUUUAAUCUUGUUACAAAUAGAUUCAUAGUUAUACAGCUCGGAAACAGACCUUUCAGUCCAACUCAUUCGCGCCGAGUGGAUACCCUAAACUGAUCUAGUCCCAUUUUACCGCCUUUGGCCCAUACCCCUCUAAACUCUUCCUAUUCAUGUAUCCAUCCAGAUGCCUUUUAAAAUUGGUAAUUGUAUCUGCCUCCACUACCUCCUCUGGCAGCUUGUUCCAUACACUCACCUGAGUCAUAAAAAUCAGUGCAGAGAAAGGCCCUUUGACCCACUGUGUCCGUGCCGGUCAAAAACACCACCUAACUAUUCUAAUCCCAUUUUCCAGCUCUUGGUUCAGAGCCUUGUAUGCUAAUAUGCAUUUAUUCCACAAGAAUGCAAAACAAAAAAUGGCAAGAACAUUCCCUAAGUGCUAUAGUAACUAAAUGAACUUCUAUUUUCUUCCCUACCUACUGUCAUCUUGUCAUUUUCCUUUUUUCCAUUCCGGUUAGUGCUGCUUCCCAGGACUGCCAUGCACAAGGUGGGAGAAGGCCUGAGGUAGCAGUGUCAAAGGCUCCAAGGUCUUGAGAUGAAGAAAUAGGGCCUAAUAAUGUCACUCCCAAUCCUGUGCACCUGUUACUUAAAACCUGUAAGCUCUGUUGAUCACUGUGGCUCUGUUCAGUGCUUAACCAUCUCUCUGGUGCUGCAGUAACAAACCUAAAACCAAGUACUGACAAGCUUCCUAAAUAUGAGUAAUUAGGAAAAUAGGUCAUGGUUAAGACAACAUAUGAAGGAUGGGCUGAACAUCAAUGAAGAAAGUACCACUUCUGAGUAGUGAAGACAAUUGUACUAAAUUCCUUUGUAUUUGCUGAAGUAGUUUUGGUUUUGCCAAAGCCUUCUCUACAAGCCUUUUAGAAUUACCAUAUAACUUCUGGUUUAUUGAAACUGUAGCAAUGACAAAUGUGUUCCCACCUAUAGAGCGUUGAAUGUCAGUGGGACAGUCAGCAAUGAGCAUUGCUAUUCUUCUCUUGGGAGGAAAUCCUGCCUUGGCCACUGGCUCUAUAAUCACACCAAAACAUGAAGUGUGCUAGACUGGGGCUGCAGAUGGUGCCCAGUGUGUAUGUCUCCGCAGCCCAAGAGUUGGUAGGGGUGAGGUUCUUAGGGCAAGGAAGGGGAAGUGAGGCAGAGAUAUGGAGAUGUUAGUAGAGAGGCUGGGCAUACGAGAAUACCCACAGCGGUUAGAAAUUGGGAGAGGGUGGUGAUAUCAAUGUUGGAAAGAGGUUGUAAUGGAUGUUUUCAACUCUUUCUGCUCACAGUCUGAACAGGGUCACUAUCCAUGUCUCCCUUCUACCCAAUUCUGAACCUCUCCUUGCAGACUGAAAUUUGAGGCUGAGUGGGAAAUGUUAAGUUGUCAUUAAUUUGCCACUUAAGGGCCUCAAUUUGAUCAGGAGCCCAGUGUUAAGACAAUCCAGCAAGGGGGGUAUAUAAUUCUGCCCAAUGGAUUUAAGGAAUGUGAUACCUAUAAGACUGCGAUUUGUUUAGCACAAAUCAGUCACAAAACUUGUUCAAAAGUAUUUUUUUGACAGAGAAACACUGUUUGCUGUGAUGAUCGUAAAAAAAAACUAUCAAAAUAAAGUACAAUAUAUUUCAAACUAAAAACAGAAAAUGCUGGAGAAAUUCAGCAAGUUUGGUGGCAUCUGUAGCGAGGGAAGCAAACUUGACAUUGGCUGUAAAAGGGCGGCAUGGUGGCUCAGUGGUUAGCACUCUGCCUCACAGAGCCAGGGACGCGGGUUCAAUUCCAC